CUCUCGCUCCCGGGUCAGACGGCCGGAGCGAGAAGAUGGCGAAGACGUACGAUUAUCUGUUCAAGCUGCUGCUGAUCGGCGACUCGGGGGUGGGCAAGACCUGCCUCCUUUUCCGCUUCUCGGAGGACGCCUUUAACACCACCUUCAUCUCCACCAUCGGAAUUGAUUUUAAAAUCAGAACGAUAGAACUUGAUGGAAAGAAAAUUAAGCUUCAGAUAUGGGACACAGCAGGUCAGGAAAGAUUUCGAACCAUCACGACAGCAUACUAUAGAGGAGCCAUGGGAAUCAUGCUGGUCUAUGACAUCACAAAUGAAAAGUCCUUCGACAAUAUUAAAAAUUGGAUAAGAAACAUUGAAGAGCAUGCCUCUUUAGACGUGGAAAGAAUGAUCUUGGGUAACAAAUGCGAUAUGAAUGACAAAAGACAAGUGUCAAAAGAAAGAGGGGAGAAGUUAGCAAUUGACUAUGGGAUUAAAUUCUUGGAGACAAGUGCAAAAUCCAGUACAAAUGUAGAAGAGGCAUUUUUUACACUUGCACGAGAUAUAAUGACAAAACUCAACAGAAAAAUGAACGACAGCAAUUCAUCAGGGGCAGGUGGACCAGUGAAAAUAACAGAAAACCGAUCAAAGAAGACCAGUUUCUUCCGGUGUUCGCUACUUUGAUGAACUUUUUCUGAGAGACUGCAGCACACCUAGAGGACUCUUUCCUGCUUCUCUGAAAGCACAGGUCACCCAGCCUCAGAAUCACACCGCCAGGCUGCUGCUGAGAGCACCACCGAGCCUAGACCUCUCGACACAGAACACCUAGUGGAUUCCAGCCACACGGCCUAGCGAGAUAACAGGCUCCUUUUUUUCAAACAUGGAAGCAAUGAAAUGGAGACACAUGCAAGACUUGUUUUUCUCUUUGUUUUAUUGCCUGUUGCAGAAGCUGCUAUCUUUUCUUUUUCACUUUGCACAUCAGUGUUAGCCUUUCCCUGUUAUAGCAGUCUUAGACUCUCACAUGCACACUUUUGUCUCAUAAAGUUCUAGACAAAUUUGUGCUUUGGGGAUGUUUAAAACAAGAGUAGAACAUUUAAAGCAGAGGUCAAUAUAACUAAAAUUAAAGGACAUUUGGUUUGAUGUUCAUAUGGCCAGAUGUUAUUACAUUCAUGGCAUUUACUUAAGGGCUCUGAUUUGUGAUUUUCUUAAAUAAGAAUCAUUAAAUUCUGAUAAAAUUUAUCUUAAAAAUUUAUAAAAAUGUCCACCUAUUCAUCAUAGGCUGUAAUUUUUUUUAUUUCUUAUUGUUUAGCACUUUGCUUCAUUCUUGACUUUUUAGCCAGAGUCUGGGUAGCUGAAGAAAUCACUUUUCAGUUGAUUCCCUCUGCCUAAUCUAUAAAAACUGCAUUUGGAAAUGACCUUAAUCUCAUUUUUCUUGGGGUUCAUAUUUGCUGUCUUUUCCUAUGUUUGACCUAUUGUAAUCAGUCAGUUAUCUAAAACAUAACAUAUUUGACCAUUGUUGUCUGCUUCUAGUUGUGAACUCUUGAGCUGAAAUUUUACAUGGGCAGAGAGAUGUACCAUUUAGGGUUUUAUUUCAGCGUCUAAUUGUGGUUCCAUCACAUUAGCAUACAUAAUGUAUUUUGUCUUAGGUUUACUCCCCGGCUUGCUGAUUUAGUUGUAAUACCCAAUUCCUACCAUGAUUCCUGUGUACAAGAGUUAACAAGAGUUAAUUUAAAUUUUAAAGCUUACCUAAAGGAAGAGAUAUGACUUUUUAACAUAAACUUAGUAGAAAUAGCUCUUGGGAAUGGUGAAAAUGAUUUUUCGUUCUGUUUUUACUUGGGUUUUCAAACAAAAUAAGAAUACAUAGACUUAGUGCAGCCUCUAGGAAAAGUCUUGCUUUUUCAUUAGAGACAAUAUGAGCAAGGUUUCAGUUUUAAAACAGCUACAGUUGAAUGUGUAGAACCCAAUUCCAUCUGUUCAGGUUUGUUGUUAGAGAACUUGGUCCAGUCAUCUGGGCUGAAGCCAACCAAAAGCUUAGCUGUCUUUCUCACCAAACCCUGGAACUGGGAUACCUUUUGUAGAUGAAACCAUCACAUAGGAAAAGAAAGGGAUUCAGUGUUAACUGUGUGCCAAAUUAAGGUCAUGAUGUCAUUGCUGUUAUCCUAGCCUUCAGUGUCAUAACACAGGGGAGCUACAAAGAGGUGAUGAAGGAAAUGAAUUCUGUUCAUAAUUAUUCCUCCUCUUAGGCCUGUUUUGUUUCACAGAGUUUACCAUCAUGCUUGAAAUUAAGAAUUGGAAAUGGAAGUGGAAACAGAUUGCUUGUUACCACAGAGAAUUCUGCUUCAAAUUAAGAUGUAUCAUAGGAUGCCUGAACCAUUCAAACUUUUUGAAAACUUAUGCACAAUUUAGCUAUAGCAAAUAUAAAUAUUCCAGAGCUAUUUUUGAUGGGUACACUAAACAUUGUUAACAGAUUUUUUAAAAACUUACCUAUAGGCUUAAAGGCAUCUGUUGGUGCCGAGUAUAAUCAAGUGGUUCCUUGCAUGAAAGUUUGUAAGUCUACCAUCUUAAGAUUAGAUACAUCUUUGGAAAUAAAAAAUAAUUUCUUAGAAACAUCUUGUAUUCACUAAUUUUCUGAAAAAAAUUCCAAGCAGUUAAGCUUUCUGGAGGGUAACAAAGUAGUUUCUAAAAGGCAAGUGCUAUGACACCAUGUAUGAAUGUAAUUCUCUUAGUAAUUUACCUCUGACUAUUUGGUGUCUUAACACUUUGGUUUAUAUUAUCUCAGGGGUUAUCUGCAAACCAAAACUAUCAUAUCCUAUGGUUAGUUGUGUUUUUUUUUUUUUAACAAUGCUUUGCUUUUGUUUUAUUCUUUCUCUCUUCUUUUGUCUUAUAUGGAUUAAUAACUAGUCUCCAUGAAAUUCCCUUUGAAAGAGCCGUGAAAGCUAGAUGAGUCUAAAGGUGCUCUUUGAAGUAGCAGCAAUUUGGGGUAUAUGCUCUGUUGUAUAUAAA
Messenger RNA from Myotis brandtii (Brandt's bat), 2978 nucleotides. RefSeq names its product RAB8B, member RAS oncogene family (gene RAB8B). Bases 36 to 659 code for a protein of 207 amino acids. Gene Ontology annotation, biological process: cellular response to insulin stimulus; Golgi vesicle fusion to target membrane; protein secretion. The transcript is spliced from 8 exons. Gene Ontology annotation, cellular component: endosome; synaptic vesicle; trans-Golgi network transport vesicle. Gene Ontology annotation, molecular function: GTPase activity; GTP binding. The record is from RefSeq and is a predicted model, not a curated record. Lineage: Eukaryota; Metazoa; Chordata; Mammalia; Chiroptera; Vespertilionidae.